Messenger RNA from Erigeron canadensis, 684 nucleotides. RefSeq lists its product as uncharacterized. The record is from RefSeq and is a predicted model, not a curated record. NCBI's taxonomy places the organism in Eukaryota, Viridiplantae, Streptophyta, Magnoliopsida, Asterales, Asteraceae. The transcript is spliced from 3 exons. Bases 115 to 543 code for a protein of 142 amino acids.
AAACUUCUCGUAAGCCCAAACCAUUAGCUCCAUUCACAAUCGGAAAUCAUAAUCGGGUUUGAUUUGUGAGUACGUAGUCAUUGAGAACCAGUCGAUUAUUAUUCAUCAUCUGAGAUGUUUCUUGCGAAACAGCUUCUUGCUUCAAGCAGAUCAGUUUUUCCCUUCCGUCAAGAGGCCGCUCAUCGGCGUGGGUUUGCUACCGCCAGUAAUAUUUUUGGAUUCCUCUUACACUGUACACAAAAGCUCCUAUUAAAUAGGAUACCUCAUACAUUAUCUAAGACCAAAACUACAGCUGAUAACGCCAUUAAAGGCGUAUCUCUAAGUUUCCCCGGAGACUACGAAAGGAAAGAAAGCGCUGAAGCCAUAACCAUAUUCCUAAAGCUUAGGGAGCAUGACUCAGUGUCUUUGCUAGCUCGGGAAAGUCUUUUCAGAAGGGCUAUGUUUUUCAAUGCUAUUGUAACCCACGAUGACCGUGUCACUAUGCGUACAUUUUACUCCAGGCAGAAUAAAUUUCGGAUGCAACAUUCACAUGAAGAAUGUUGAGGUCAUGAAUGAAGGCGUACUAUUCACUUUGAAGAAGAAGCUAUUUGCAACCUAAAGUUACUAUCUUUCAGUUCUUCUUUGUAUGCCUAUAAAUUUAAGUAUGUUGAAUGAAAUCCAUCGAAACAUAUGUUUAUUUUGUUA